Messenger RNA from Drosophila eugracilis, 1354 nucleotides. Its product is annotated as zinc carboxypeptidase. Bases 14 to 1303 code for a protein of 429 amino acids. The record is from RefSeq and is a predicted model, not a curated record. The transcript is spliced from 5 exons. Gene Ontology annotation, molecular function: metallocarboxypeptidase activity; zinc ion binding. Lineage: Eukaryota; Metazoa; Arthropoda; Insecta; Diptera; Drosophilidae. Gene Ontology annotation, biological process: proteolysis.
CUCAGCAUUAAGCAUGUCACUAUAUAGUUUUCUUAUAGCUUUGGCAUUGGUACUCUUUGUCCAAGGAGCCAGUUUUGGCAAGGACGAAAAGCUGCGCUAUGAUAAUUACUCUGUUUAUAAGCUCAAGUUUGAGACUCAAGAGCAGAGAAGUAUCCUGAAAAAACUUGCUGAGAAUCGGGAUAAUUUUAGACUUUGGCAUGAAGCCAGGGAUGAACUGCACAUGAUGAUAAGUCCAGGUGCCUUCGCCGAACUUGAGACGGAAAUCCAGAAGAACAAUGUCAGUGCAAAGCUGUUCAUAAGCAAUGUGCAGGAACUCAUCGAUUUCGAAGAAGAUGCCAAUCUGAAGGCCAGUCGAGAUGGCUCUUUUGGUUGGACCAAGUACAAUACCCUGGACGAAAUUUACGCCUGGCUAGACGAGAUACUAGCUUCUUAUCCAACUGUUACCGAGAGAUUUGUCUUGGGUCAAUCGUACGAGGGUCGCACCAUCCGUGGCAUUAAGAUCUCCUACAAAUCGAACAACCCCGGGGUGUUCAUUGAGUCCAAUAUACAUGCUAGGGAGUGGAUUACCUCCGCUACAGCCACUUGGUUGAUAAACGAGUUCCUUACCUCCUCGGAUGAGCUAGUGAGGGAUCUCGCCGAGAACCACGAUUGGUACAUAGUGCCUGUGCUCAAUGUGGAUGGUUUUGUUUAUACUCACGAGAAGGAUCGCAUGUGGCGAAAGACGCGUCAGCCCUCGGACAUUUCCAGUUGCGUUGGUGUAGACCCCAACCGCAAUUACGACUCGCAUUGGAUGGAGAACGAUGGCGCUUCCUCGAAUCCCUGCGCUGAGGAUUACGGCGGCCCCAAGCCCUUUUCUGAACCAGAGAUUCAGGCCAUGUCCGAUUACGUGAGUGGAGUUAAGGACAACAUCAAUGUGAUGCUGGCCUUCCACUCGUACAGUCAGCUAUUGCUCUCCCCCUAUGGUCAUACGAAAGAAGAGUUUCCACCCAAUUACGAUGACUUAAUGGCCGUUGCCCAAGCUUAUGGAGAUGCAGUUGAGAGUCUGCCAUAUGGCACAGUCUACAGAUACGGAUCAGCUGCGGGAAUUCUCUAUCCCGCUUCCGGGGCCACCAACGAUUGGGCCUACAAUGAGCAAGGAGUGGAGAUAUCCUACACCAUUGAAUUCAGGGACACUGGUCGAUAUGGGUUUAUCCUACCACCGGCUCACAUAGUUCCCAAUGCGGAGGAGGCAUUGGUUGGUAUUGCGGCCCUUCUAGAUAAGUGUAAAGAGUUGGGCUAUCUUGAGCUCAAGAGCACAAAGUAAGUGCUGGGAAAUUCAAUGUGCAAUAAAUCAAUAAAGAUUAGCUUCAGAUAA